Molecule: messenger RNA, 488 nt
Organism: Neurospora tetrasperma FGSC 2508
Lineage: Eukaryota; Fungi; Ascomycota; Sordariomycetes; Sordariales; Sordariaceae
Exons: 2
Coding region: 1-333 (110 amino acids)
Cellular component (GO): preribosome, large subunit precursor
Source: RefSeq, a predicted model, not a curated record
AUGGCCAAGAGCAAGAGAGCGUCCGUUAUCAAGAACAACAACCAGAAACUGAAGAAGAAUGUUUUUGGACCGGUUGAGGCCGCUCGCUUGGAGAGAAUCUCUGCCAAGCUCCUCGAGCUUGCUGCUCAGCCCAAGCCCAUCAAGGAGGUUGAGAUGGAGACCGUGAACGAGGAUGAGGUCAAGGAGGCCACCAAGGAUGACUCUGCUAUGGAGGUUGAUUCCGCCAAGCCUGUAAAGGUUGGCAGCAAGAAGAUUGAGAAGAAGAGGCGGGUCAAGAAGUCCAAGAUUGUCUUCCCCAAGUAUGGCGAGAAGUUCAGCAAGAAGAGGAAAUGAGCGACAAGCGGCCACGAUUUGAGCAGCUGAGUUUCGACAGACGACCAAAAGUAUCACCGGUGUGGCCAGGGCUAUAGAGCGGCUGUACUACCAAAGGACGACUAUAACAACUCUCAUGCUCCAGACAUGUCCUAGCGGUUGUUCAUUCUCACGAC